GCAAAGCGUGUAACCUCUUUGCUCUCCUCGUAGGAGGGAUCAACCGACAGCCCAAGGCCAACCGCAGGGAUGGAACCGGCCGAUGCCCCGACACUGAGCGUCUCCUCAACAGUCACACGGGACGGGACGUCGCUUCACCUUCCCUCGGGCCAGUAUCUCAGGAUUCUCACUGGCGUUGGUGCUGCCGGGCUUGCCGGCUUCAUGACGACUUGCACCGUGGCCGACUUGAAACGGUGGCGGGCGCCCGGAGGGGCACCAAUCUCUCGUCUCAGCACGAGAAGCGCGACACUCGCGGCAUCUGCGCCUCCGCCGUAGUGGCCGAAGCGCGCCAGAGCAAUUCAAGUAGUACUGUAUUUAACAAAGGCUGUAUACGCGGUCAGCAUGGAUUUCCUCUCCAGCUUAAGGGGACUUGGACUUCUGCGUACUU
This is a messenger RNA of Parathielavia appendiculata, 427 nucleotides long. RefSeq lists its product as uncharacterized. The transcript has a single exon. Bases 70 to 315 code for a protein of 81 amino acids. Lineage: Eukaryota; Fungi; Ascomycota; Sordariomycetes; Sordariales; Chaetomiaceae. The record is from RefSeq and is a predicted model, not a curated record.